Molecule: messenger RNA, 1290 nt
Organism: Coccidioides immitis RS
Lineage: Eukaryota; Fungi; Ascomycota; Eurotiomycetes; Onygenales; Onygenaceae
Exons: 1
Coding region: 5-358 (117 amino acids)
Source: RefSeq, a predicted model, not a curated record
CUAAAUGACCGACUGCGGCAAGCAUAGGGCUGAGUUGCAGCUAAUCCAUGCGAACACCCCCCUUUCCCCCUUCCUUUUUUUUUUUAAUACACGUCUCUCCCCUCUGCACCUUUGGAGUUCCGACAUAGCGGAGCCGACCCAUUACUGGAAGGCCAUAUUCAUGCAGGAACGAAUAAACUGCGCCGCAUCUGAAAUACAUUUUCUUGUCGACACCUGGAACGUGCUCUCACCCACCUUACAAGCUCACAGAAGAAGGGACGACGUUGCGCUGAUCCAAGACUCCCACAACGCCAUCAACUUGUCAAAACACCCAAUAAUAUCCUCGAUUCUAGAAACCGAAGAGGCGCUGCAACCUUGACGUAAUAUUUCUCAAUUCCCCACCCACUAAAAAAAGAAACAACAAAAUUGCUACAUAACAACAUCCGUCACUACGUUUGUCGAUACUUCGAUUGGCUCCUUUUAUAAUUCCCCAGCAACCUCAUCCACACGGCAUUGCCACCUUUAUAUCGUCUUCGAGUCCGUACUCUCCUGGGUUUUCCAAAUCUCGUGUCUUCCUGGGUAUCCAUACAGAUGUCGCAUGGCCCUUCUACAUCUUCUUCGAUGCUGCCCCUGGCUUCAGGAUUACAAUAACGCUUGAGCUCCACUGCUUCUGGACAAACAAAUAGCUCUAUCAUGUCAACACAUUCGCACCCAAAUCUGGCAAGAAUUUGGAUGCACAUCGCUAUGUGGUAUGUACUUUUGGCAAAAAGUGUAAAGCAAUGAGGUUUAUGUGUAGUAAGAUCUACAGCUCAUCGGAGGUGUUUGCUAUAUUCUCUGAGGGGAGAUGCGGCGUUGGCGAUAAGCUUUGGAUAAAGAUGACUCCUGAUGGAUAUGGAUAUUGUGGAUGGUUUUGAUUAAGAUUUUUAAAAUGACUGGUGGAAGGGCAAUGCUCUGUGUGUGUGUGUGUGUGUGUGUGUGUUGAGUUUUCUGAAGAGAGUCAGAAAAUACCUCCUUUUGGUUUAAAAGCCAAAGAGAGUAGGCAGUUUCAGGACUCCAGCAAAUGAAGAGGCAAGUGCUGAGGAUCAUGACUCCCAAGAAAGCUGACAUCAUGAUAACACAUGAAAGGGACUAUGUGUGUGGUUUUUUGGUGAAUUGAUCUUGAAAAUGUCUUUGUUGUUGUUGUGAAAAAGUGUCAGCAGUCAAUAUAAUUGUUUUGACGAGGCUCUGGAUUCAAAGAAUAGAUGAAAGGGGCAAGCAGUCUUGUGUUCUACAAAAGUGUAUAAAUCCACCUGGUUGAAAAUCAACAAAAAA